This is a messenger RNA of Cryptomeria japonica (Japanese cedar), 4262 nucleotides long. Its product is annotated as disease resistance protein Roq1-like. The record is from RefSeq and is a predicted model, not a curated record. Gene Ontology annotation, molecular function: ADP binding. The coding region runs from base 221 to 4000 and encodes 1259 amino acids. Lineage: Eukaryota; Viridiplantae; Streptophyta; Pinopsida; Cupressales; Cupressaceae. The transcript is spliced from 5 exons. Gene Ontology annotation, biological process: signal transduction; defense response.
UCCUUUCGAGAAGUUGCAUGAACGCGGUUUCGUACACCAUUUUCUAUGCUUAUCCCAACCCUCCUCACGUCAAACCUCCUCUCUUUCCUCCAUCCCUAUUUUUCUUUACUCCCAUUGACCCGGUUUUAUUAUUCCUCUUUGCCUUGGAAACCUUCGUUGCCCGAAAACAAAACGACCAUCGAUUUUUCUUCUGUGUCCAGUUCAAUUUAAUUCUUCUGAAAUGGCUUCCACUUUUUCAGCUAGCCAUAAUCAGAUUGAACUAGAGACAGAAUUUGAGCAGCGUGCACCAUAUUCUAUCUCUACAUCUGCAGAGCCCACAAAAAAUCUAAAUUGUCUAGAAGAGAUUAUAAAAUUGUUGCGAGAAUGGUGUCGGUCCAUUCAAAACGACACGGAACGAAUCUGCGCCGUUCCAAUCCUCAGGUUUUUAUGGGCCUCCAGAGAUAGCCGGCAAACUCAUCUUGAUCGCCAAAACGCUUUUGAUCAGCUUGCAGCAUCCUCAGCCUCUACAUGUACGAGGCCAUGCCAGAUAUUUAUUAACCAUCGCGGAAGUGAUGUGAAACACACACUUGCCAGCAAAAUUUACCACACACUUGAUGUCAUGGGAUUCCAAGCUUUCCUCGAUGUAGAGGAACUUGAGCCUGGUCAUGUGAUGCCGGCAGAAAUACAAGCAGCAAUGACUAGUGCCUCCCUUCACAUUGCCAUUUUUUCUCAAAACUAUGCCCAAUCCCCAUGGUGUUUGGCUGAACUAUCUUUCAUGCUCAAAACUGGUGCAAAAAUCAUUCCUAUAUUCUAUCAUGUUGAGCCCUCAGAAAUCAGAUUGAUUGAUCAAGGAAGAGGAAUAUAUGCUCAAUCAUUUUUAAAGCGUGGAAAGGAAGGCAGAUACACCCAGGAGAAGCUUGAUGAGUGGAAAAGGGCGCUUUACAACAUUUCAUUCCAUUCCGGGUACCAGGUUAACAAUAAUGAGGAUGAGGCCAGAGUUUUGAAGAAUAUCGUGAAUUGUGCAUUGAAAGUCAUGAAAAAUGUUCCUAUAUGGGUUGCCGAACAUCCACUUGGAUUGGAUGAGCUGAUACAAGACUUCGAAUCAGUUGCAAGUGUAGAGAAAGUAAAGAUCACGGGGAUCGUGGGCAUGGGAGGUAGUGGUAAAACAACUCUAGCCAAAGAGCUAUUCAACCGGAACUUUUCCUCGUUUGAGAGAUGCAGUUUUGUUUCUGACGUUCGAGAUGCGGCAUCCAGAAAUGCGCUGCCUGACAAGCAGAAAAGGCUUCUGGCCGACCUUGGUGUGCAUCAUUUAGCAUUCGACAAUCUAGAUGAAGGCAAAGCCAUUCUUGCAAACCGUUUGACCUCACUUCGGGUGCUCAUCGUUUUGGAUGACGUGGAUCACAUCGACCACCUGAAUGCUCUGUUGCCAAAAAAGGACAAUCUUGGAUCCCAAAGUAUGGUUAUUGUAACGACCCGCGAUUGGGGUCUCCUUAAAUCAUGGGGUCUGUCCUGCAUUUAUAAAAUGCCAGGACUUAACAGGUCACAUGCCGAGCAGCUAUUCUGCUUGCAUGCUUUCUUGCAACCAUCUCCACCGGCUGAAUUUGAAAUUCUGGUUGAGAAGUUCAUCCAAGCUUGCGGUGGUUUGCCUCUGUCACUGAAGGUAUUAGGGGGACAAUUAUAUGGCAGAAAUUCCAGAGAUUACUGGAAAUCCCAGUUAAAUAAAGUCUCAAGAAUAUUGCCUGGCGACAUCAAACAAAAGCUACAAGUUAGCUACGAUGCGUUGGACGAUGAAGAAAAAGAGAUGUUCCUGGAUGUAGCUUGUUUUCUGAUUGGAGAAGAUAAAAGCACGGCUAUAGCAGUGUGGGAUGGGAUGCAUUGGAGUGGUCUGCAUGGUUUAGAAACACUUGUGAAUAAGUGCCUUGUAGAGCUGGUUUGUGAGUCAGAUUAUAGGUACUGCAGGCAUUAUCUUGCUCCAGUGAGGUCUGCCAAGAUAAAAAUGCAUGAUCAUCUUAGGGAUAUGGGAAGAGAGAUUGCAAGUAGACACUCACCAUGUCGUGUCUGGUUUCCAUUACAGAUUGCUAACAUAAAGAAACAUCCCAAGAAAAGAAUGCUGAUUCGAGGGAUACGACCAGCAAAUGCUUUUGUGGCCUUCAAAGAGUACACAUAUCAGUUAAUACAAAACUCAAGCAGACUGUCCGAACGCCUUAGAUUCUCAAAUGGACUACAAAUCCUUUCCGUGAAAGGAAAUGAGUUUACUGAAGAAUUUGCAUCAUUAUCAGAAGACCUGGUGUGGCUUCGGUGGGAAGAUUUUCCAUUAAGAAAUCUUCCAACAUGGCUUACACUAAGAUGUUUAAGUGUUUUAGAGCUUCAUGGUGCUAAUGAGUUGGAAGAAUUGUGGGAGGAGAGUGCGGAUCCUCCUUUGCAAUUGAUACAGCUUAUUAUAUGGGGUAACCAAAAGUUGCAAAGGCUUCCAAGGUCAAUAGGCCGUCUUCAGUAUCUAAAGAAGCUUUUUUUCUAUUUUCAUGGUAACAGUUUGCCAGAAGAGUUCUGCUGCCUCAAAUCCCUGGAGUAUUUGAAAUUAUACUCCCCAAGGCUAUCUUCACUGUCUUCUCGUUUUGGCAAUUUAAGAAGUUUGCGGAAAUUAAUUCUGGCAUAUUGCAAGCAGUUGAGCAGUUUGCCUGAUUCUUUCAAUCAGCUGAUCUACCUGGAAGAUCUGAAUCUAUCACACUGUGAAAUGCUAUCCUCACUACCUACUGGUUUUGGCAAUUUAAAAUGCUUGAAGUAUUUAAGUCUAGAGCAUUGCAAACAGUUAAGCACGUUGCCAUGCUCUUUCAAGGAACUGAUCCACCUGCAAGAUUUAAAGUUAUCAUACUGUGCCAAGAUUAAAUUGAAGAUAGAUAUGCUGGAAAAUAUCAGGAAGCUGAAAGUUUUUGAACUCAGUUAUUGCGAGGAAUUGGAAGAUUUGCCUCAUCAUAUAAUGAAUCGGGCAUCCCUGACAAAGUUAGAUCUACAAGGUUGUACCAUGUUAACAGGUUCACCAAAUAACAUUGGUGAACUGAUCAAAUUACAGUCUGUCAUAAUUGAGAGUCUGAUGUUAAAAGGUUUGCAAACUUCUUCUGUAAGGUUAUCCUCAUUGAAGAGUAUUGUAAUUGUAAGUCCUAUUAGUGAAAUCGACUCUGAUGCCGGUGCGGAAGACUUGAAGCAAGUCUCCAGGAUAUCAAUUUCCAAUGAUUCUUGUCCCAACCUUGAAAGUUUUAAGCUUAGGUGGAAUCGUCAUUCAGUGGAAAUCGAGAGACUGCCAAUGUCGCUCAAAUUGCUAUCAAUAUACGAUUGCAAAGUACUGAAGAACAUCAGGUGUGUUAGUGCUCUCGUAAGCCUUGAGAAUCUGAUAAUAUUUAAUUGUCCCCAGAUAGAAGAACUGCCAAACUUUGCUGAUUUCACUUCGCUGAAAGAAUUUAUAUUGACGAAUUGCCCCAAAGUUGAGAAAAUAGAAGGUUUGCAAUACUCCCAGUCAUUGAAGCAUCUGUGUCUUGUAAAGACCUGCUGGAAGGUACCAGGUCUACAAAGUUUGGAGAAAGUGGAAUUAUUGGAAACCCUAGUCCUUGAAUGCGAGACUAUAUCAGCCCUGAAACCUUGCAUUCAGUCUUUGAAGGUAAAGGAAUGUCCAAGGCGUUUGUGGAUACAAGGUAGCGUGACCAAUUUUGUCAGACCAAUUGUAAACUCUCUAGACUUUUCUGAUCUUGCGAUUAGGGAGGUAGAGGAGCCAUCAGAUGUAUCGAAGACUCUAGAUUUGUUUGACACCCCUUCUUUUUACUGUUAUGUGGAGGGAAAAGAGGAGAAUGAGGAGGAGAGGAAAGUUGUACGCAUUUGUGCGUCCCUCGGAAAAUAUGAUGCGAGCAUGGAAGUCUUUCUUUUCUUCCAUGCAAUCUCUGGAGUCAAGAAAACAAAAGCUAUAGUAGUGAUGGGCGAAGAAGGAAGAAUUGUGGAGGCAUUUCACCAAUUGUUACCACUCCUGGAAUAGUUGCCAUUUGGCACGCAGCUUGUAGAUAAGAAGCAUUGGGAAACAGCUGUUCUAAACCAAUGUAAAGUUAUUGUGUAAAGAAUAGUUAAUCAAUUGGCGUAUGAAGUUCAGUGUUAAUAAUUAGAAAAAUAAGGAUAGGAUGGUGGUGAAGAUUGAAUUUCCAUUUCGUACAAGUAGCGCAAUUUCUUCAAAGACUACUUAAAUUAUUAGCAAAAGAUUAAAGAGUUACAUUGGACUGUAAUAAUUUCACAAAUAAACUAAA